UUUUUUUAUUCUUCAGCCAUUCAGAGACCCCACAACAACAUCCAAAGAACUGCACGCCUCACUUGCCUCAGUUAAGAUCAGUGUUCAUGACUCCACCAUAAGAAAGAGACUGGGCAAAAAUGGCCUGCAUGGCAGAGUUCCGAGAUGAAAACCACUGAUUUUGCUGAUUCAAAAAGAACAUUAAGGCUCGUCCCAUUUUUGCCAGAAAACAUCUUGAUGAUCCCCAAGACUUUUGGGAAAAUACUCUGUGGACUGACGCGACAAAAGUUGAACUUUUUGGAAGGUGUGUGUCCCCCAUUACAUCUGGCUUAAAAGUAAUACCGCAUUUCAGAAAAAGAACAUCAUACCAACAGUAAAAUAUGGUGGUCGUAGUGUGAUGGUCUGGGGCUGUUUUGCUGCUUCAGGACCUGGAAGACUUGCUGUGAUAAAUGGAACCAUGAAUUCUGCUGUCUACCAAAAACUCCUGAAGGAGAAUGGCCAUCUGUUCGUGACCUCAAGCUGAAGCAAACUUGGGUUCUGCAGCAGGACAAUGACCCAAAAAACACCAGCAAGUCCACCUCUGAAUUGCUGAAGAAGAACAAAAUGAAGACUUUGGAGUGGCCUAGUCAAAGUCCUGAGCUGAAUCCUAUUGAGAUGCUGUGGCAUGACCUUAAAAAGGCAGUUCAUGCUCGAAAACCCUCCAAUGUGGCUGAAUUACAACAACUCUGCAAAGAUGAGUGGGCCAAAAUUCCUCCACAGCGCUGUAAAAGACUCAUUGCAAGUAAUCGCAAACGCUUGAUUGCAGUUGUUGCUACUAAGGGUGGCCCAACCAGUUAUUAGGUUUAGGGGGCAAUCACUUUUUCACACAGGGCCAUGUAGGUUUGGUCUCUGAAUGGCUGAAGAAUAACAAAAUGAAGACUUUGGAGUGGCCUAGUGGAGAUAAGUUGAGCAAACUGUUUGCAAAUAUUUAUUCAACAUCUGUUGCAUAAUAGCCAAACCUUAUGUGGAUUCAGAUGUGAAUUUGAUACAGCAUUCUAGUGAGGCUGACAGACUUUGGAGUGGCCUAGUCAAAGUCAUGUAUUGCACGGAUUUGAUUCAAGCCUGAAGCAUCUGUGAGAAGGAUAUCCAAAACCAGUAUGGAGACUCUUAAUUCAUCCCACACCACCAACAUCAGCAGUGGUGAUAACACCAGCCUCUUUUCUGAAAGCCCGUACACAACUGUGGAGAUUGUGCUCAUUAUCCUAGUGGCUGGAUCUCUGAGUCUGAUCACUGUCAUUGGAAACAUCCUGGUCAUGCUCUCUAUAAAGGUAAACAGGAACCUGCAGACCAUCAACAACUACUUCCUGUUCAGCCUAGCCUGUGCAGACCUCAUUAUUGGCGUCUGCUCCAUGAACCUCUACACUGUCUAUAUUGUGAUUGGCUACUGGCCCUUGGGAGCAGUGGUGUGUGACCUGUGGCUGGCUGUCGAUUAUGUUGUCAGCAACGCCUCAGUCAUGAACCUUCUCAUCAUUAGUUUUGACCGAUACUUCUGUGUCACCAAACCGCUCAGCUACCCCGCGCGCCGCAGCACCAAGAUGGCGGGCCUGAUGAUCGCUGCGGCCUGGGUUUUGUCCUUCAUCCUGUGGGCUCCAGCCAUUUUGUUCUGGCAGUUCAUCGUGGGCGUGAGAGCCGUGCCGCCAGGUCAGUGCUACAUCCAGUUCUUCUCAAACCCAACGGUGACAUUUGGGACAGCCAUAGCAGCUUUUUACCUGCCAGUGGCCAUCAUGAUCCACCUCUACUGGCGCAUCUCCAAGGCCAGCCGCAGCCGCAUGAGAAGGGACAGCAGGAAGACUUCAGGUACCAGUCUGGGAGAAGGCCCCUAUCACAGUCAGGAGGAGCGACGUGAGAGCCAGAACAACUGCAUCACAACAAGAGAGGCUCAGGAGGAGGCUGGAGAUGGGAAGGCGCAGGCGCAGGAGCAGAAUGGAAGCGGGCCCUGCAUGGACGUAAGAGCUGAGCAGGUAGACAGCAUCCGCGCUUCAUCAUCUAAGGACACUGCGGUCCCUGCGCCAUCACAGAAAGGCUCAGAUGGUGGGAAUAAGACCAAUCAAACGCAGCCCCCUUCCCCGGAAAACUCAGCCGCUGACAGACAAAGUUUGAUCACAAGGACACUGUUUAAGGUAACAAAGCAGAGUGCUGUGGCAAAGUGGAAAAAGAAGGGCAUUUCUUCCAGGGAGAAAAAGGUGACGCGUACCAUCAUGGCCAUCCUGGUUGCUUUUGUCGUCACAUGGACACCGUACAACGUGAUGGUCCUGAUCAACACCUUCUGUUCCGUCUGCAUCCCAAACUCCCUCUGGAUCAUCGGCUACUGGCUCUGCUACAUCAACAGCACCAUCAACCCGGCCUGCUAUGCCCUCUGCAACGCCACCUUCAAAAACACCUUCAAGCACCUGCUUCUGUGCCAGUACAAGAACAUACGUACAGCACGAUGAGGGCGAAAAUACUGACUCAUGUUUGUGAUGGAGUCAAAAUAACGUGAUAUAUCUUGUAAACUGAGAUGACACAAAUAUUGGAGUGAACAUAUUGUUAAAAUGUAGACUUGGUGAGUUGUAAUUGUGCACUUACGUACCCACUGCCAUUGAAAAUGAAACUGUGUUCAACAUUUAUAAUUGUACCACACACUUAACCUUAAAUGAUUUUUAAAAUACAUGGCAUUGUAUUAUAAUUCUCAAGGGAAUGUAUUCUGGUGGGAAUGCACUUUAUUUUGAAAAAGUACAUUUGACUAUUUGUAAGUUGGGGUUUUUACUUUGACAGGAUGUUUUCCUCUUUGUUGCUUCUACAAUGAGCUUGUGCAGUAUGUUCUAUGAUAUGCAACCUGUUUUUACCCCAACAUUAAAACUGUGGUAAAUGUGAUGGUUCUGUGUCCAAAACAGUGAAUUAAAAUCUAGAAUGAAAGUGCAACUCUAGGAUAAAAAGAAGAUAUCAUACUAUAGAACAACACACUGUAUUAUUGACAUGAAAUUAAGCGUUAUGGUUGACACCGACCUGUGAAAUAGGAAAAAUCAGCCAAACUGAAAAAUCAGUCUGAAUGAAAUCGUCUCUUCAAAUUGAGUUAAGAAAAGAGAGAAUAAAAGAGUAUUAGCAGCUGUAAACUGAUGUGUGUGUGUGUGUGUGUGUGCAUGUUUCCUCUUUGGUUAGAUUAAUUCAUAUUAUCAUAUUAAUCUAAUGACAUCUGUGAUCCAUGUUAUUGUGAAAUAAGCCUAAAUGUGAUAUUUGUCCAUAUCAUCCCCUUUUUCUUCAUGUAUUAAUACAUGUUUUCUGUAAAUAGAAGAGAUAAUAACAAAA
Siniperca chuatsi (mandarin fish) is the source of this 3303-nucleotide messenger RNA. RefSeq names its product muscarinic acetylcholine receptor M2-like. Gene Ontology annotation, biological process: adenylate cyclase-activating adrenergic receptor signaling pathway. NCBI's taxonomy places the organism in Eukaryota, Metazoa, Chordata, Actinopteri, Centrarchiformes, Sinipercidae. Bases 1116 to 2450 code for a protein of 444 amino acids. The transcript is spliced from 4 exons. The record is from RefSeq and is a predicted model, not a curated record. Gene Ontology annotation, molecular function: G protein-coupled acetylcholine receptor activity. Gene Ontology annotation, cellular component: plasma membrane.